Messenger RNA from Solanum dulcamara, 2130 nucleotides. Its product is annotated as probable inactive purple acid phosphatase 27. Lineage: Eukaryota; Viridiplantae; Streptophyta; Magnoliopsida; Solanales; Solanaceae. The transcript has 12 exons. Bases 159 to 1997 code for a protein of 612 amino acids. The record is from RefSeq and is a predicted model, not a curated record. Gene Ontology annotation, molecular function: metal ion binding; acid phosphatase activity.
CCAAUAAUGUAACAAAACCAAAAUUUUAUGUCUUUGAUGGAGUGGAAUGGACUGGGAGACUCUGACUCCAAUAUUUCUUGAAAUCUAAGGCAAAAGCCGGCCAUUUUUGCCUAAAUUUCGAGAUAGGGGGGAGACUAAUUGAGUGAGGAAAAAAAAUAAUGAAGGGUUUUCGCCUAUGCUUUGCAAAUUUGUUUUUGGUUUUAGUGGGUGUUGCUUCAGCUCAUCGUGGGGAGCAGCCUUUGUCAAAUAUAGCAAUCCAUAGAGCUACUCUUGCACUUGAUCACUCACUCACCAUUAAAGUCUAUCCAUUUAUUCUUGCUCCCAAGGGUGGUGACACUGAAUGGAUAACUGUGGAUCUUGACAACCCCAAGCCAUCUCAUGAUGACUGGGUUGGAGUUUUCUCUCCAGCAAAUUUCAAUGGAUCCACAUGUUAUUUGGAAAAUGAUCACAAAGAACAGGCUCCAUAUAUUUGUACAGCCCCACUAAAGUACAACUUUGCAAAUUUCUCCAAUUCGGAUUAUGUGAAAACGGGAAAAACUUCUCUGAAGUUCCAAUUAAUCAAUCAGCGGGCAGAUUUCUCCUUUGCAUUGUUUACAGGCGGGUUGUCCAAUCCAAAGCUGGUAGGAGUUUCAAAUUACAUAUCAUUUCCAAAUCCUAAAGCACCACUUUAUCCACGGCUUGCUUUGGGGAAAUCAUGGAAUGAAAUGACAUUGACCUGGACAAGCGGCUAUAAUUUACUCGAAGCUGUUCCUUUCAUUGAAUGGGGUCGAAAAGGUUAUCCUCAACAUCGCUCACCAGCAGGAACAUUGACAUUUGAUAGAAAUACAAUGUGUGGUUCACCUGCUCGAACAGUUGGGUGGCGUGAUCCAGGGUUCAUACACACUAGCUUCAUGAAGGAUCUGUGGCCAAGCACCUUGUACACAUACAAGAUGGGUCACAUGUUGUCAAAUGGUUCCUACGUGUGGAGUAAGAUGUAUUCCUUUAGAUCAUCACCAUAUCCAGGACAAGACUCAUUGCAGCGUGUUAUAAUUUUUGGAGACAUGGGAAAGGCAGAGCGUGAUGGUUCAAAUGAGUAUAGUAAUUAUCAGCCGGGCUCACUGAAUACAACGGACCAACUCAUCAAUGACCUUAAAAACAUUGACAUUGUUUUCCAUAUAGGAGACAUUACCUAUGCCAAUGGUUACAUAUCACAAUGGGACCAAUUUACUGCACAAGUGGAACCUAUUGCAUCAACCGUACCCUAUAUGAUUGCAAGUGGUAAUCAUGAGCGUGAUUGGCCUGGAACUGGUUCCUUCUAUGAUGUUAUGGACUCUGGUGGAGAAUGUGGAGUGCUAGCUCAGACUAUGUUUUAUGUUCCUGCUGAUAAUAGAGCUAACUUUUGGUAUUCAACAGAUUAUGGCAUGUUUCACUUUUGCAUAGCAGACAGUGAGCAUGAUUGGAGAGAGGGGUCUGAGCAAUACAGAUUUAUUGAACAUUGUCUUGCGUCAGUAGACAGACAGAAGCAGCCUUGGCUGAUAUUUGCUGCUCAUCGGGUUCUUGGUUACUCUUCAGACAAAUGGUACGGCUUAGAAGGCUCAUUUGAGGAGCCCAUGGGAAGGGAAAGCUUGCAGAGGCUUUGGCAGAAGUAUAAAGUGGAUAUUGCAUUUUAUGGUCAUGUUCAUAACUAUGAAAGAACUUGUCCCAUUUAUCAGAACCAAUGUGUGAACUCGGAAAGAUCACACUAUUCUGGUAUUGUCAAUGGAACAAUCCAUGUUGUUGUGGGCGGCGGAGGGAGCCACUUAUCAGAAUUCACCCCAAUUAAUACCAGUUGGAGUCUUUACAGGGAUUACGAUUGGGGGUUCGUCAAGCUCACAGCAUUUAAUCAUUCAUCACUACUUUUUGAAUACAAAAAGAGUAGGGAUGGAAAAGUUUAUGAUUCUUUCACCGUCUCAAGGGACUAUAAAGAUGUCUUAGCUUGUGUUCACGAUGGUUGUGAGCCAACCACUCUUGCAUCUUGAAUCGAACUGUAAAAGUAUACUAGGGCAAAACAUUCAGCUACAGAAUUUGUUGGAAUUGGCACCAAUACAAUACAAGAAGCCAUAAUGUACACUAUCUUUGGUUUUAGCAAAUCUAUUCACUCCUCUGGCUGAA